Molecule: messenger RNA, 1137 nt
Organism: Neohortaea acidophila
Lineage: Eukaryota; Fungi; Ascomycota; Dothideomycetes; Mycosphaerellales; Teratosphaeriaceae
Product: S-adenosyl-L-methionine-dependent methyltransferase
Exons: 1
Coding region: 26-1117 (363 amino acids)
Biological process (GO): mitochondrial respiratory chain complex I assembly
Cellular component (GO): mitochondrion
Source: RefSeq, a predicted model, not a curated record
GCGCCAACUUACCCGAACCUCAAGAAUGCGUUUGCCGUUGACGAAGCUAAGCAAGAAUGCAGCAGCAACAGUGCGAUGUAGCAUCAACCCGUCAAUAUCACACGUAAGAAGAAGCUACGCCAUCCAAGCAGGCGGCGCCCCCAUCGCCGAAGUCUUCAACCAAGGCACGAAAUGGCUGCACAAAGAGCGAGCAGCAGCAGACGUCUCAACGAGCCGGCAAGUCGACUAUCUCCGCGAUGAAGUGGCCUUUCGCCUCUGCGAACGCCUCCUCGACAUCAACCGCUCCUUUCCCAACGCGCUGGACUUUGGCGCCAAUGCGUGCAACAUCGCCCGCGCGCUGACCCGGCCAGACCCCGACAUCGACUCGAUGAAACCCGUCAAGGAUCCCAUCGGCCAUCGCAUCGGCCAACUCACCUGCACCGACACGAGUGAAACGCUGCUCUACCGCGACGCCGACCUCCCCUUCAACAACGACAUCCAAAUCACGCGCCAAGUGUUGCAGAACCCGGAAUACCUCCCCUACGCCCCAGAAACCUUCGACCUCGUCCUCUCCUCCCAAUCCCUCCACUGGAUCAACGAUCUCCCCUCCGUCCUCACGCAAAUCAACACCUGCCUCAAACCCGACGCGCCCUUCAUAGCCGCCAUGAGCGGCGGCGACACGCUCUUCGAACUCCGCGGCUCCCUGCAGCUCGCAGAGCAGGAGCGCCUAGGCGGCAUCGGAACGCACACGUCCCCACUCGCCGACGUGCGCGACGUAGGCAACCUGCUGUCGCGCGCGGGCUUCAAACUCCUCACCGUCGACGUGGACGACAUCAUCGUCGAUUACCCGCACAUUUUCGCGCUCAUGGCGGACUUGCAGGCGAUGGGGGAGGGGAAUGCGGCGCUGCGCCGCGAUGCGACGGGCAUUCGGCGGGAUGUGUUGUUGGCGACGGAGAGCAUUUAUCGGGAGAUGUAUGGGGUGGAGCAGGAGGAUGGGACGGUGGUGAUUCCCGCGACGUUUCGCACGAUUUACAUGAUUGGGUGGAAGGAGGGAGGCAAUACGCCGCAGCCUCUGCAGCGAGGGACGGGCGAGGCGAAUUUGACGGAUGUGCUUGGGGGAGGCGGGCGGAUUGGGUAGGCUGUGGAUGAUGGACUCAA